Molecule: messenger RNA, 1211 nt
Organism: Lactuca saligna
Lineage: Eukaryota; Viridiplantae; Streptophyta; Magnoliopsida; Asterales; Asteraceae
Source: the annotation of a GenBank genome assembly
AUGAUAGUGGAUGAGAAAGUAGUCGUCGAUGAAGCUAGUAAGAAAUUGGUCGUCGGCGGUAGUAGACAAGGAGUUGGUUCUUCAAUUUUUGCAACAGGUCAACUUUCGGCAAACUUUUAUGCAAGCUCAUGCCCUAACUUUAGCUCCAUUAUAUCAAGUGCUGUGAACUCUGCGGUUUCAAAUGAAGCUCGAAUGGGUGCUUCUUUACUUCGUCUUCAUUUCCAUGACUGCUUUGUUAAUGGGUGUGAUGCAUCGGUGCUACUCGAUGAUACUGCAAAUUUUACGGGAGAAAAAACAGCCAUACCUAAUAACAAUUCAUUGAGAGGAUUUGAUGUAAUUGACACCAUCAAAAGUCAAUUAGAAAGUUCAUGCCCUGGUGUUAUCUCUUGUGCCGAUAUAGUAGCAAAGGCUGCUCUUGAUUCUGUUGUAGCACUUGGUGGCCCAAGUUGGAACCUGGUGUUUGGUCGGAGGGACUCAACUACGGCUAGUUUGAGUGCAGCUAAUUCGAACAUUCCGGCACCUACUUUGAACCUUAGUGGUCUUAUCACCUCCUUUUCAAACCAAGGUUUUACUACUAAUGAAAUGGUUGCUCUAUCAGGAUCUCAUACAAUUGGGCAAGCAAGAUGUACUAUAUUUCGAGCUCGCCUUUAUAACGAGAACAACAUAAACUCAUCAUUUGCCACAUCACUAAGGGCCAAUUGUCCUUCAAGUGGCGGCGACAAUAACUUAUCUCCCUUAGAUGUUGCUUCACCUACGUCAUUUGACAAUGCAUACUUCAAUAAUUUGUUGAACCAAAAUGGUCUAUUGCAUUCGGAUCAACAACUUUUCAAUGGUGGUUCAACUGAUGCUCAAGUGAGAACUUACAAUGCGAAUUCUGCAACCUUUUUGACAGACUUUGCAAAUGGAAUGCUCAAGAUGAGUAAUCUUAACCCCUUGACCGGAUCUAGCGGUGAGGUUCGGACCAAUUGUAGAAGAACCAAUUGAUUACUCCCAGCAUUUGUAAGAUGAAAUUUAUUUUUCCAAAAAUAAUGUUAAUCUUAAAAUAUAUUUGUCUUUUGGAUUUUUUUUUGUAUUGUCGUAUUCAAUGUAGAAGCUCACAAGUUUUUCUUUGUGUUCUCUUUUGUGCCUACAAAUAUGUGAAUUUGGAAAAAUAGGGUUUACCUAUUUUCUAGAAACCGUGUUUUCUCAUUUUGAACACACACAUUCAUGAC